This is a messenger RNA of Trypanosoma cruzi, 447 nucleotides long. RefSeq lists its product as uncharacterized. Lineage: Eukaryota; Euglenozoa; Kinetoplastea; Trypanosomatida; Trypanosomatidae. The coding region runs from base 1 to 447 and encodes 148 amino acids. The record is from RefSeq and is a predicted model, not a curated record. The transcript has a single exon.
AUGAAAAUGCCCACGAAGGAGCGUGACUUGGCCGGCACCGCGGCAUUUGAGGUCGCUCUUCAGCACAUUAUGGUGAGACAGGAUCGAUCUUAUCACUUUACUCAACUUUUGAUGGCCGCCUGUUCAUUGUUUUUUCUUUUGCAGACAUGUUUUGUUUUUCUUUUUACCGUAUUGUUGCCACUUUUGACAAUUAAACCCGAGGGAUUUCUGGCUUGUCUUUUAGAAUACACAUCUCCCACUGCCGGGGUUCUAUCGGCGCUGUGUUUAGUACUACUACGUGCAGGAAACAAACGGUACGCAAUUGAGCCUGGAGAACAACUUAUGCGUCGAAUUAAUAAAGUUAUAUUGGAGCCUUGCUUAGGCAUGCGUUUUGAUUGCCUAACUGGAAAGCUAAUGGCAGAUGAAAUAUGGGCCGCCGAUAUGAAUGUAAAUGUCCAAUCGGAUUAA